AUGAAGGGGGGCUAUGUCCAAGGCUGGAUGCACUUGACUGACAGAGGUGGAGAUCAGCAAGAAAGGCUAUGGGUAACUGAACUGCACAACAUCAAAAAUAUAACCAGGCUGCCUCGAGAGACAAAGAAGCAUGCAGUGGCAAUUAUCUUUCAUGAUGAAACGUCAAAGACAUUUGCCUGUGAAUCAGAGCUGGAGGCUGAGGAGUGGUGCAAACACCUCUGCAUGGAGUGCCUGGGGACCCGGCUCAAUGACAUCAGCCUCGGGGAGCCCGAUCUCCUGGCGGCCGGCGUGCAGAGGGAGCAGAACGAACGAUUCAAUGUGUACCUUAUGCCUACACCAAAUCUGGACAUUUAUGGUGAAUGCACAAUGCAGAUUACGCAUGAGAAUAUCUAUCUCUGGGAUAUCCACAACGCCAAGGUCAAGCUGGUGAUGUGGCCCCUCAGCUCACUGAGGAGAUACGGGCGGGACUCGACAUGGUUCACGUUUGAGUCGGGCAGGUUUGACAGUGAGCAUUUGUCACUUUUUUUACAACAAAUCACUUCGCCUGAGAGGAAUGAGGCCAAGGGAGGGGAGAGAGCUGUGAGCAUUUCUGGACGGGGCUUUGAGGGUGGCUCUUGA
Molecule: messenger RNA, 618 nt
Organism: Odocoileus virginianus texanus
Lineage: Eukaryota; Metazoa; Chordata; Mammalia; Artiodactyla; Cervidae
Source: RefSeq, a predicted model, not a curated record